Molecule: messenger RNA, 1443 nt
Organism: Haemonchus placei
Lineage: Eukaryota; Metazoa; Nematoda; Chromadorea; Rhabditida; Trichostrongylidae
Source: the annotation of a GenBank genome assembly
AUGCAUUCAUUGAGACAUCAUAAACUGAAGGUUCAUCCAAGUGGGAAGACUUCGUCCAACGUGAUUUGCCCAGAAUGCGGUCAAAGGUUCCAUACCUACCGAGACUUAGCCAAACACUGCAACGAUUGGCAUACAACGAAGCCAGCUACGCAGGACUUUUCCAUUAUUACUGGACGAUUCGAUUGUUUUCUAGCAUUUGAGGACUGGAAAGAUUCGCUGGAGAGUUCGUCACUGACCAACUUCUCAAAACGAUAUUCUGUACAUUGUAAAGAUGGCGGUCGACGGCAUGUAUUUGUUUGUAAACAUGCCCGAGGAAAGGUAAUGGCGUCAACAAAGGCGGAAGAGAGGACGAACACCCAGUCUCCAGCAGCGGAAGAGAAACUGAACGAUCUGCCAGCGGCCACAGAGGGGAAACAGGACAUCCAAUCAGCAGAACCGGACGAGAAACCUACCAUUCUUUCACCAGCAUCAAAUGAAAAAUCGGAUGUUCAGCCACCAGCCACGGAGGAAAAAACGAAGCAUAGCAAACGGAUCCUCUCCCAUUGUCCAGCGUUUCUUCGGGUGUGUGAGAAUGCUGAUGGAAGUGUCACUUACGAGGGCUGCAUCGGUCAUCUCGGUCAUGUGGUGUGUGCAUCCGCUCUACGGAUUCCAAAAACUGACCAGGAAGAAAUUCUGAGGAUGCUGAGGCGGGGCUUACAUGCAUAUGAGAUUGUGGCAAAAAUACGUCGAGAGAGGUGGGAUCACUCGUUAGGUUCCGAUAAGCAAGCACGUAUCUGCUAUGUCGAGCCUAAGGACAUAUGGCGUAUGGCGCAUCGUCAUGGACUCGUUCAACGGAGGUACCGUACAGCUAAGCGAUUAGCUGCAGCAGAAGCUAAUCAAGCUGCGGUUCCGGCCAGCCGAAACGAGGAAGUCUUACCGACAGAUAAUGUCGACGUUCACGUUCAAGAAGUGAUUGACUUGACAGACGAUGGCGACCCGGCACCAGUUAACGCUAUGACAUUCUUCCAGACAAUGCAGCGAGUCGAUACAGCUGCCAUAGAAGCUUUCCAAACAUUUCAAGAGAUUAAUAGGUUCGUAAAUGAGCUGAUGGAACUAUGUGUAAGGAAUAACCAGCAUGAGUUGAUAUCGCAAAUGAAUGCCGCAAUGAUGAUAAAAGCCAAUGAAAUCGCUGGUGCGAUAGGUGUAGAUGCCGAUCUCGUCCUUCAAAGGGUUCCUGGUCUCGCGCAAGUGAUCAGAAAGAAUGCACAACAGAUUCCCGACCAAAAUUACAUCAUUAUAAACGACGAAGGUAAAGAAGAAUGGGAAACAAAGCCGUUGCAGGAAUGCAAGAGUGAAUUUUCUGUUGACAGUGUCGAAAAGGAAAAAGACGGUAGUGUAAAUCUUCGUACUGCACUGGCUAUGAUGGAUGAUCCUUCGCCUGUCGUUGACGAUUCCGCCUCAUAG